Coprinopsis cinerea okayama7#130 is the source of this 657-nucleotide messenger RNA. RefSeq names its product U1 small nuclear ribonucleoprotein A. Bases 1 to 657 code for a protein of 218 amino acids. The transcript has 3 exons. NCBI's taxonomy places the organism in Eukaryota, Fungi, Basidiomycota, Agaricomycetes, Agaricales, Psathyrellaceae. Gene Ontology annotation, cellular component: U12-type spliceosomal complex. Gene Ontology annotation, biological process: mRNA splicing, via spliceosome. Gene Ontology annotation, molecular function: U12 snRNA binding; pre-mRNA intronic binding. The record is from RefSeq and is a predicted model, not a curated record.
AUGGCAAACUCACAGCCAAAUCCUACCCUCUACAUCAAUAACCUCAAUGAAAAAAUAACAAAGGAAGAGCUUAAAACACAGCUCUACGCACUCUUCACGACGUAUGGCAGGAUCAUUGAUAUCGUCGCCUCAAAGGGCCCUAAGAUGAGGGGACAGGCUUUUCUCGUCUUUGCAGAUCUAGCUGGUGCAACCACAGCUAUGCGAGCCUGCGAAGGCAUGCUCUUCUAUGACAAGCCCAUGCGCAUCACAUAUGCUAAAACCAAAUCAUACGCGACGCUCUCCCGCGAAGACCCCAACUUUGUACCGCCCAACGCUGCCAAUGCAAGCUCACUCAUCCAGAACGGAAAGCGGACACGCGACGAGGAUAAAUCUGAUGAGCGGCAGGCCAAAAGGGAGAAAUCGGACGAGAGUUCUGAUGAGGAGAUGGAGAUUGAAGACGACGACGAAGCACCGUCGAAUGCACAGCAGACGAAUGCAUGUAUGUCCAUUUUGUACAUUUCCACGAUUGAAUUGAUUGGACCUUCAAUCCUUAUCAAGUUGCCAAUGCAACCUCGGUUCCUCAGCAAGUUCAACAGCCAACCGCUACCUUGCUGUGCACCAAUCUACCGCAAGAGGUUACGAACGAUGUUCUGUCCGUCCUUUUCCAACAUAUCCUAG